CAACAAUUCGCUACGCAGCUGCAGAUCUCUUGCACAUCAUGCACAUGAUCCCCUCGCUGUGUGCAGCAGCCCUGCUCUUCCAGAGCGCACUGGCCGUGACCAUACCCGAGAUCAAUGGCGACCGAUACGUUUCUUCCUACAAAGGAACAAGUGUCUCUGGUGUCAAAGGCCUUGUCACAGCUAAAGGUUCCAGCGGGUUCUACAUUCGCGCCACGGAUGCCGAUUCAGACUCCCGGACCUCCAACUCUGUUUACGUGUAUGGUAGCAGUGGAGUGUCAAAAGUCACGGUCGGCGACAUUGUCACCCUGAGUGGAAAGGUCGCGGAAUACCGAUCCUCAUCCAGCUACGUCUAUACCACUGAGAUCGAGUCUCCAUCCGACAUCAAGGUGCUGUCCAGUGAUAACACCGUCACUCCCAUCGUCAUUGGAAAGGAUGGCUUGGAUCCUCCUACUGAGCAGUACUCUUCCCUGGACAAUGGCGAUGUCUUCAGCCUACCCGGCGGUUCUAGUCGGCUUUCCACUAAGAAUCCUGUGUUGGACCCAACCGAGUAUGGCAUGGACUUCUGGCAGAGCCUGAGUGGUGAACUCGCUACUUUGACUGGACUCACGGCCAUCAGCAAAGCCAAUUCUUAUGGCGAUACCUGGGUAAUUGGGGACUGGCCAGUGACGGGGAAGAAUGACCGGGGCGGGCUGACCAUGCGUGCAAAUGACUCCAACCCAGAAUCCAUCGUCAUCGGCUCCCCAUUGGAUGGGACCAAGAACCCAACUGAUACCAAACUGGGAGACACCCUCGAAGACAUAACCGGGAUUAUCACACAGGCAUAUGGCUUCUACACGCUGCUACCCCUGACUGCCUUGAAGAAGACUGGGUCCAACACCACGGAGGCCACGGCAACGACCCUCAAGGCGGAUGGAACCUGCAGCUCCAUUACCAUUGGAGAUUACAAUGUUGACAAUUUCUCUCCGGACUCGAGCACCAUGAGCGGGAUUGGAGAGCACAUCGCCAAGUAUCUGAACAGUCCGACCGUCCUGUUCUUGCAGGAAAUCCAGGACAAUAGCGGAGCAACUGAUGAUGGCGUCGUCUCCGCCAGCCUGACACUGUCCAAGCUCGCUAGUGCGAUCGAAGAGCACGGCGGAGUCGCGUACAACUACACUGACAUCGACCCGGAUAAUGACACGAGCGGCGGAGAACGCGGCGGUAAUAUCCGGCCAGCCUACCUCUACGACCCAUCGGUGGUACGACUGCGAAACUACAAUCCCGGAUCCAGCAAUGACUCCACCUCCGUCCUCUCCGACGGCAGCCUAAGCUAUAACCCAGGUCUAAUUGAUCCCUCCAACGAGGCAUGGGAUGACAGUCGCAAGCCAUUGGUAGCCCAAUGGGAGACCCUGGACGGCAAGAACACCUUCUACACGAUCAACGUGCAUUUCACCUCUAAAUAUGACAGCACUUCGCUGGAGGGCGAUCCGCGACCCCCCGUCAACGGAUGGGUGGAGAACCGCGUGGACCAGGCUAAAGUGGUUGCUAAAUUUGUUACCUCCAUACUGGAUGUCAAUUCCGAUGCGAAAAUUAUCACCGCCGGUGACUUUAACGAGUAUGCGUCUGUCGAGCCUCUGGAGGUGUUUGUCUCCGAGUCCAAGCUGCAGGACCUUGAGGACGUUACUGGCAUUCCUACAACGGAGAGAUAUACCUAUCUCUAUAACCAGAACUGCGAAUCACUAGACCACAUAUAUGUGAGUUCUGCGUUGACAUCCGGGGCGAAGAUGGAGCAUAUCCAUGUCAACACGUGGGUGUCGACAGACGAUGAGUUAUCGGAUCACGAUCCCACCGUUGCUCUGUUCAACAUGUGCGAGUAAGCACCGCCAGCUAUUUCACUUUCCAUAUGCUUCGAACCUUCUAUUCAGGAGCAAGCAGUCGCAAGCCCAUGCUUAAAUGAGAAGGGUCC
Messenger RNA from Aspergillus vadensis CBS 113365, 1942 nucleotides. RefSeq names its product endonuclease/exonuclease/phosphatase family protein. The record is from RefSeq and is a predicted model, not a curated record. Gene Ontology annotation, molecular function: catalytic activity. NCBI's taxonomy places the organism in Eukaryota, Fungi, Ascomycota, Eurotiomycetes, Eurotiales, Aspergillaceae. The coding region runs from base 39 to 1853 and encodes 604 amino acids. The transcript is spliced from 4 exons.